Aspergillus heteromorphus CBS 117.55 is the source of this 1716-nucleotide messenger RNA. Its product is annotated as aldehyde dehydrogenase. Gene Ontology annotation, molecular function: succinate-semialdehyde dehydrogenase (NAD+) activity. Bases 28 to 1482 code for a protein of 484 amino acids. Lineage: Eukaryota; Fungi; Ascomycota; Eurotiomycetes; Eurotiales; Aspergillaceae. The record is from RefSeq and is a predicted model, not a curated record. The transcript has 4 exons.
CUGAAUCUGACAUCAUACGAAUCUACCAUGGGCGACUGCUGCGAUACUACCACCCCCCCUGUCAUUGUUCCCCUGAUCAUCGACGGGGAGGAGGAGAGUGGCGCGUCUACGUUCGACGUGAAGAGUCCCUACACCGGCAAGACCUGCUGGAAGGCAGCAGCAGCUUCGCGACAGGACGCAAUCCGAGCCGUGGAGUCGGCAAACGAUGCCUUUCCCGCGUGGUCUGAGACCAAGCCUACCGUCCGACGCGACAUCCUGCUCAAGGCAGCCGAUAUCCUGGAGAGUCGCUUGGAGGAGUGCGCGGGUUACAUGCGCACAGAGAUGGGGGCCGACGUUGGUGCCUCACAAUACUUUGUUGUGCCUCUUGCCAUUCGCAUGCUGAGGGACAUCGCGGGCCGUAUCACCUCGAUCUGCGGCAGCGUGCCGGUGGUCGAGCAAGAGGGACAGAGUGCGAUCGUGCUCAAGGAGCCAAUGGGUGUGAUCCUGGGUGUUGUGCCGUGGAAUGCCCCCUACGUCUUUGGAAUUCGUGCGGCCGCGUGCGCCCUUGCAGGUGGGAAUACAACUGUCAUCAAGGCUUCGGAGAUAACCCCGCGAUGCUACUGGGCCAUCGGGCGCGCGUUCCUCGAUGCUGGCCUCCCCAAGGGAUGCUUCAAUGUGAUUUCCACCCCUGCCGAGGAUGCCCCGGAACUGGUCAAUGCUAUGAUCGAGCACCCCGCGGUCCGAAAGAUCAAUUUCACUGGAAGCACGGCUACCGGCAGGAAGAUUGCCACCUCGUGCGGAAGGAACCUUAAGCCAUGCUUGAUGGAGCUUGGAGGGAAGAACAGCGCGAUCAUUUGUGCGGAUGCCGACCUGGAUAUCGCCGUCAAGGAUGUCCUUGCGGGGGCUUUGCUGAAUUCGGGCCAGAUCUGCAUGUCGACCGAUCGUGUACUGGUUCACAGUGCUAUUGCGCCGAUAUUCAUGCAGCAGGUAAGGCUAGCUCUCAGUCAGAUGGACACUCAAUGCACGCCUACACUCGUCCAUGCAGCAUCUGUGGCUCGCGUGGAAAGCCUGGUCUCUGGCGCAAUCCACAGCGGGGCACGACUGGUCCAUGACAAAAAGGAGGAGAAGAAUGUAUCUGACGAGGGGAUUCGCAUGCGCCCCGUUGUCUUGGAAGGUGUCACGGAGGACAUGGGGGUGUGGAACGAGGAAGCGUUUGCCCCCUUGGCUGCAUGCAGGAUAGUCAGCAGCGACGAGGAAGCCGUGCGGCUUGCCAAUAGCACCGGAUACGGUCUCUCUGCUGCUAUCUUCACGCAGGACCUCCGCAAGGGACUCGCAAUGGCCAAAAAGCUGCAGAGCGGUGCGGUGCACAUCAACAGCAUGACUAUCCACGAUGAACCAGUGCUGCCACAUGGGGGAGUCAAGAACAGCGGGUGGGGACGGUUCAAUGCAGCGGAGGGCCUGAACGAGUUUCUCGUGACCAAGAAUGUGACGUGGAUGGACUGAGUUCCAAUCGGGAGUUCAGGAAUCAUGCACGAGUCCUUUUUUGUGUUGGAAAGGCCUCAUGGCAGGGAUUGGCCAUUCGAGGGUCUCGAACCCAAAAGAAGGGGUUUACGCACUUUUAGCCUAGCAAUCAUGCCCUAGUGUUGGCGCCAAUGUUGUCACUACCGGACGAUCGCACGCUACAGUCGGCUAAUUGUAAUCCUGGAUUGUGGCUAGACUGUAAUCACAUAGCCUCCC